Molecule: messenger RNA, 1809 nt
Organism: Plasmodium relictum
Lineage: Eukaryota; Apicomplexa; Aconoidasida; Haemosporida; Plasmodiidae
Product: conserved Plasmodium protein, unknown function
Exons: 4
Coding region: 1-1809 (602 amino acids)
Source: RefSeq, a predicted model, not a curated record
AUGUUUGAUAUUAGUUCAUUAAUAUAUUUUGGGAAUUGUAAUCUAGUAAAAAAGUCUAUUUCAGGUACUCUUUAUAUGUAUACAUCAAAAAAAAAAAAAUUUAAAAAGUAUCCUCAAUUAUAUUUCGAAAAAAAUAGGGUAGCAGAUAUUCAUGACCAUUAUACUAUUUCUAAAGAUGAACAAGAAAUAAAAAAUAAAUGGGUAAAGUAUUUUUGCUUUAUUAAAGCUAAUUUUUUUUAUGUAUAUAAAUUAAAAGGAGAUUAUAGGCCACAUACUAUUUUUUUAUUAGAAGGAAGUCAAAUAAAAAUUAUUAAUUAUCAUAUAGCUCUUAAAAAUAAAAUAAUUGAAGAAAAUAAUGAAUUUAAUUUAAGAGAUAAUGAAGAUAUAAUACAAAUAAAAACUCUUGAAUAUAAUGAUGGUCAAACAUAUCUAUUGUAUGUAAAUGACAAAGGACUCCUAAAAAAAUGGUAUAAUACUUUAAAUAAUUCUAAUUUCAAUAGUAUUAAUAAUAAUAUAAAAAUAACGAAAGAAGAAAAUGAAGAAAUAAAAAAUGAUAUAGAUAAUAUUAAAAAACUAAGUGAUAUAGAAAUAAAAAAUAAAGAAAUAGAAAUCAAUAGUCUGAAAGAACAAAUAAACUCCUUGAAGAUUACCAUAGAGAAUAUUAGAACAAAGAAUAAACGCUUGCAAAUAGCUGCUGAGGUAAAUGCUAAAAGCUCCGAUGAAUUUCUCCAAAAGAAAAUAACAGAAAUGGAAUUUAUACACGAGGAAUUAGGUUUAAAAAUUGAAGAAAAUAGUAAAUUAAAAGAAAAAAUAAAGAUGGUUACUCAUGAAUCUGAGCAAAAAAUAAAAUUAAUAAAUGAUUUAAAAAACGAAAAAGAAACAUUAGAAAAAAAAUUAAACGAAAUAAUGGAAACUUAUGAAGAAGCUUGUGGUGAUCCAGAGAAAAUAACUUUAAUUAAUUAUAAUACCAACGAAAGAUAUCAAAAAUUGGUGUUAAAUAAUAAAAAUUUAAAACAAGAAAUAAUUAAAUUGAAUGAACGAUUUUAUAAUCUAGUAGACAGAUAUAAAGAAAAAAUUAAAAAAAUAAAAGAAAUAGUUGAAAUUGGAGAUAUUUUUGAUUAUUUACAUAAAUUAAUUGUUUUAUGCCAGACAAAAAUAAAAUUUUAUGAACAAUGCUAUAAAUAUAAUGAAGAUCAGCAAAAGGAAAUAAUGAAUUCUAUUGAAUAUAUGAUAAAGGAAACAAAAUUAUCAGAGGCAAAUGCAAGGGUAUGUUACAUAACACAUAGAUCCAAAAUAUUGGAAGAGCGAUUAAGCUAUUACAUAAAUCAUACAUUACCAUCUGAUUAUUUUUACUUUGCUUGUACUACAUUGAGAAGAUUAGGUUGGGUAUUCGGAGAAAUAGAGGUUCUAAAUCCAGUUAUUGGCGAUAACAAAGAAGUUUAUCCUUUAUAUUCAUAUGUGGAUGAUGUGAAUGCAAUACCAAUGCGUGAACAAAUUUAUUUUAAUGAAGGGAUGGAAGGAAUAGGAAACUUCAAUAUUGUAAAUGAUGUUGACAUUUAUUCUAUACCUAUUAAAAUGUGCCCUUACGAGGAAAAGAUAUUAAGUGAUAAUAAAUAUAAUUAUAUAAAAAUAAAAUUAAAUGAUCUUAAAAAUGAUUUUAAUAUUCUUAAAAAAAAAGUAAGGCCUCAAAAUAAAAGUAUGAUUUCUGAUUUACAAUGGGAUGAAAUUAAAAAAAAUGCAUACGAUAGAUUAGAGAAGAACAUAAUCAUUCUUGAUAAACAAAUCCGUACAGAAAUCAAGAAAAACUGA